Messenger RNA from Cadophora gregata, 7147 nucleotides. It is a transcript of the gene POL2, whose product is annotated as DNA polymerase epsilon catalytic subunit. Gene Ontology annotation, cellular component: nucleus; epsilon DNA polymerase complex. Gene Ontology annotation, molecular function: zinc ion binding; nucleotide binding; single-stranded DNA 3'-5' DNA exonuclease activity. Gene Ontology annotation, biological process: DNA replication proofreading; mitotic cell cycle; base-excision repair, gap-filling. The record is from RefSeq and is a predicted model, not a curated record. The transcript has 3 exons. Bases 230 to 6940 code for a protein of 2236 amino acids. Lineage: Eukaryota; Fungi; Ascomycota; Leotiomycetes; Helotiales; Ploettnerulaceae.
CUUACAACACCACAACAUCACAACUCACCUCAAAGCCACAAACUCGAGGCAAACGAUUCGAUUUCUACUAAUUCGGGUCCGGAAUUUCUCGUCGAAUUCAAAUUGGACUUCACAAUUGCCCGGUUCCAUGCCAAUUCUUUAAAGAGCUGCAAAACCCCCUAUCCUCCCACCACCACCUACCUAUCCUACUUGAUCUCGACACGCAGUCCUAUCUGCGAAUACCCUCACCAUGCCCGGCCCCCGCAUGCCCAAGAACGGCUACCGUCGCGGCGGAAAACAAGCCUACCACGGCCCUCGGAAAGCCAAAACCUUCACAGCAUCCAAAGGAGGGAACGAAGCUACGUACUCUGACGAGAAGCGCGAAGCAGUCCGUCUUGCACACUCCAUAGAUGAAGCACAAGGUUUUGCACGCUACGAAUCAGGCAAGAAGAAGACCGGCUGGUUGGUAAACGUCAAAGCUACAUCUGUCGAGGACGCAAAGAUUGCAGACGGGCGGGCGGCGCUGGAUUGCUAUUUCCUGGAAGAUGAUGGGGGAACGUUCAAAGCGACGCUGGAAUAUGACCCGUAUUUUCUUGUGGCUGUGAAGAGGGGUCACGAGGCCGAGGCGGAGGAGUGGUUGAAGCGUGCGCCUGGUGGAGGGGUGGUUAAGAGUUUAAAGAAAGUUGAGAAGGAGGAUCUGCAGAUGCCGAAUCAUUUGCUUGGGUAUAGGAGGACGUUUUUUGAGCUGCGGUUUGCGAAUGUGAGUGAUUUGCUGGCGGCGAGGAGGGAUAUUAUGCCCAUUGCCGAGAAGAAUAAGAAGAAUAUGAAUGCGAUGGAUACGUAUGCGGAGGUUGCUAGCGCAAAUGCUGGUUUUGACCUUUUCGAUGAUGACCGAGACGAUGAACGACGACUUAAUGUUUCUGUGGCAGAUGCAAGCGAUUUUAUUGUGGAUAUUAGGGAAUGGGAUGUACCAUAUCACGUACGAGUAAUGAUAGAUUUGGAUAUACGGACUGGAAAAUGGUAUUCGGUCGAGGCGAAACACGGCGUUACAACAAUGAAAUGUUUAGAAGAGCGACUGGAGCGUGCGGAUCCAGUGGUAAUGGCAUACGAUAUCGAGACGACGAAACUGCCUCUGAAGUUCCCAGACGCUACAAUCGAUCAGAUCAUGAUGAUAUCGUACAUGAUAGAUGGGCAAGGGUUCCUGAUCACGAAUCGAGAGAUUGUUUCGGAAGAUAUCGAGGAUUUUGAAUAUACACCAAAACCGGAAUAUGAGGGCCCGUUUAUGAUUUUCAAUGAGCCGGACGAGAAAGCAGUGAUCGAGCGGUUCUUUUUACAUAUCAAGGAAGCACGGCCGACAGUAAUUGCGACUUACAACGGAGACUUCUUCGAUUGGCCAUUUGUGGACGCCAGAGCAAGUGUUAAUGGAAUCGAUAUGUACCAGGAGAUUGGAUGGCGGAAAGGUCCAGAAGAUCAAUAUUGCUGCGACUACAGUGCCCAUAUGGAUUGUUUCCACUGGGUCAACCGAGACAGUUAUUUACCGCAAGGAAGUCGAGGUCUCAAAGCCGUUACGACAGCCAAGCUUGGAUACGAUCCAGAUGAAAUCGACCCGGAAUUGAUGUUACGGUAUGCGAGCGAAAAGCCCCAGGUACUUUCGGAGUAUUCCGUUUCCGAUGCGGUGGCGACAUACUACCUGUACAUGAAAUACGUUCAUCCUUUUAUUUUCUCACUGUGCACAAUUAUUCCUCUGGGUCCGGAUGCAGUGUUGAGGAAAGGAACAGGAACUCUGUGCGAGAUGUUGCUCAUGGUGCAGGCAUACCAGAAAGAAAUCGUCUUGCCGAACAAACACGUUUCACCCAAGGAGGCCUUCUGGGAAGGCCACUUACUGGAAUCGGAAACAUAUGUGGGUGGUCACGUCGAAAGUAUUGAAGCUGGAGUCUUCCGCGCCGACAUCCCUGUCAAUUUCGCUGUGGAUACAACUGCCAUUGAUGAGUUGCUCGUGGAUCUGGAUGCGGCGCUGAAGUUCAGUAUCACGGUCGAAGAAAAGAAGUCGCUCGAUGAUGUUACGAAUUACGACGAAAUAAAGCAGCAAAUCGCGGAUCGACUCAAUAGUCUAAAGAAGACUGCGAAUCGAAGCGAGAGGCCCCUAAUCUACCAUUUGGAUGUUGCAUCCAUGUAUCCCAAUAUCAUGACCACAAAUCGAUUACAACCGGAUUCUAUGAUCCAGGAAUCGGAUUGUGCGGCUUGUGAUUUCAACAGACCUGGAAAGACUUGUGAUCGGAGAAUGCCUUGGGCCUGGAGAGGAGAGUAUUUGCCUGCGAAACGAGAUGAAUACAACAUGAUUCGGCACUCUCUCGAGAAUGAACGCUUCCCUGGCAAGUGGCCGAACAGCCCUGCCCGGACAUUCCAGGAUCUGUCUGCUGACGAGCAGUCCACAUUGGUUCGGAAACGUCUUCAAGUCUACAGUCAGAAAAUCUAUCACAAGAUUCACGAGUCAAAAACCAUUGAGCGGGAGGCUAUCAUCUGCCAGCGAGAGAACCCUUUCUAUAUCGACACUGUGUCAGAAUUCAGAGAUCGUCGGUACGACUACAAAGGGAAGCAGAAACUCUGGAAAGGCAAGACAGAAGCCAUGAAAGCAGCCGGUGCUUCGACUGCCGAGAUCGAGAGUGGAAAGAAGAUGAUUGUGCUUUUCGAUUCGCUUCAACUGGCUCACAAGGUCAUUCUGAACUCGUUCUAUGGUUAUGUCAUGCGAAAAGGUUCUCGUUGGUAUUCUAUGGAGAUGGCUGGUGUUACCUGUCUCACUGGUGCGCACAUCAUUCAAAUGGCACGUCAGCUAGUUGAACGAAUUGGUCGGCCUCUGGAACUGGACACGGACGGUAUCUGGUGUAUGUUGCCGGCCACUUUCCCUGAAAACUACGGCUUCACUCUCAAGAACGGGAAGAAGCUCGCCAUUUCAUAUCCUUGCGUCAUGUUGAACCAUCUUGUUCAUGCCAAGUUUACGAAUCACCAAUACCAGACUCUCAAGGAUCCGAAGACUUUCCGAUAUGAAACACAUAGCGACAACUCCAUUUUCUUCGAAGUUGACGGUCCGUACCGCGCCAUGAUUCUGCCUACGUCUAAGGAAGAAGACAAGAAUUUGAAGAAACGUUAUGCUGUUUUCAACGAUGAUGGAAGUCUGGCAGAGUUGAAAGGGUUCGAGGUCAAGCGAAGAGGAGAGCUGAAACUCAUCAAAAUAUUCCAACAGCAGAUUUUCAAGUUCUUCUUGGAAGGCACGACCCUGACAGAGACAUACACUGCGGUAGCGAAGGUUGCCAAUCAAUGGUUGGAUGUUCUCCACUCGAAGGGAGAAACGCUCGCCGAUGAAGAACUUAUCGACCUCAUUUGCGAGAACAGAAGCAUGUCCAAGACUUUGGAGGAAUAUGGGACGCAAAAGUCGACAUCCAUCACUACUGCCAAACGUCUGGCCGAUUUUUUGGGCGAACAGAUGGUCAAGGAUAAGGGUCUGAACUGCAAAUAUAUUAUUUGCUCGCGGCCGAAGAAUGCACCUGUCACAGAGCGAGCCAUUCCAGUCGCUAUCUUCUCAGCGGAAACUACAGUGAAACGCUACUUCCUUCGCAAAUGGCUCAAGGAAGAUCCUACAAACAUGGAUCCCAGAGCGUUACUUGAUUGGGAUUACUACCUUGAGCGUCUUGGUUCAGUCAUCCAGAAACUUAUCACGAUCCCAGCUGCACUCCAGAAAGUCCGGAAUCCUGUACCCAGAGUCCCACAUCCCGAGUGGCUGCAAAGGAGGAUCAAUGUUAAGGAAGACAAGAUGAAGCAGAAGAAGAUGACGGACUUGUUCAAGUCAGCUCCCCUGGACGAGAUCACAAACUUGAUGGACCCUCGAGCUGGCGAUAUGGAGGAUUUUGGAGUCAAGCUAUUAAAACCAAAAGCCCUUGGAGCUCAGCUCUCACAAGCAACACAAAAAUCUCAGAAACGAAAAUCUCCUGAACCAGCUGUUGCUGUCUCGACAAAUCCGUAUGCUGCUUUACCGGAGAAGAUGCCAAAUCCAACGGAAGACUACGAAGGGUUCCUCGAGUAUCAGAAACAGAAAUGGAAGAUCCAAAAACAGGCACGACUUCGACGAAGACAUCUGUUUGGAGAGUCUCGAGUUAGUGCGCAGAACAAUAUCGGAGCCACGUUCCAGAACCAGGCGGAGAUCACGUAUAAGAGCACUUGGCAGGUGCUUCAGUUGAGAGGUACGACUAGUCCGGGAGUGGUAUCAGCCUUCGUGCUCAUCGAUUCGAAAAUCCAUACUCUAAAGGUCAAAGUUCCGCGUCAAGUAUUCCUCAAUUUGAAGGGCAAGGAACUUCCGGAUAUUGAGGUCGAUGGCUGUGAAGCUCAAAAGGUCACCCAUACAUUGCCUAAUGGUCACCCGUCCGUGCAUCUGUUCAAGCUCACGAUGCCGGAAACGGUCUAUGUAAAUGAUGCACAGAAGCUCUCGCUGUUGUUCAAUCAUCCCAGUGUUGAAGGCGUAUACGAGAAGCAGGUUCCUCUCAGCAUUCGAGCUGUGCUUCAGCUGGGUAGCCUGUGCACUUUUGAUGAAACUCAACCUGGUGUUCUCGGAAAAGGUCUUGAGUCUGGCUUCGAUCUGUCUGGACUUCGACGAGCUGUUUCGAAGAACCCGUAUCUCACCCAGUCUCCUAUGGCGUAUCUCUACCUGUACCACGUUGUUGCUGGCGAUCGUCAAGUAUUUGCACUGUUCUCCUCUGCUAAGGAACAAGCAAAUGUUGUUAUUCUCCAGAAAUCGAAAGAUUCGGCUCAGGACCUACCAAAUAUCGGAAAGAUUUAUAGUGAUAUGCUGGCAAGGAGAGAGCAAGAAGCAGACGGUCAGGAUUGGCAGACUUGUUUCACAUACCAAGAGAAGCUGCAAUUCAAGACUAGCCAGGUCACCACAAGACGGAAAGCUUUGCUUGAGGUUGGUGAUAUCGUGAAGAAGAUGCGUAAUGAUGAGUCGAAACCACUAAUGCUCGUCAUUCAAUCUCCUCAACGACGCAUGCUUAUUCACGAUAUUCCAAUCCUGGCCGACUUCCCAGUAUUGCCUUUGAAAUACGAGAUUGCAGACAGUAAUCUCCCUCCGCUUGGAUGGCAGGCUUUUGUUGCCAAGCGCCUGGUCAAUAAUUAUCUGAGUCUCGGAUCCUGGAUUGUGCAUCUUACUGAGCUUGCAAGAUAUGGUGAUGUACCACUUUGCAAUCUCGAGAGAGAUGAUCCACGAUUCCUCAUCGAUAUUGCGUAUGCGAGACGGCUGCAGAAGAAUAAUGUGGUUCUAUGGUGGUCUGGAGGGCCAAGGCCGGAUCAUGCUGGAUAUGAACAGGAUGAUGUUCUGGGACCCUUGGACACGGUGCAGAUGCCGUCCGUCAACAAUCCUGGAACCUACCCUUCUGUUUGUAUCGAGAUUGAUGUACGGAAUCUGGCAAUUAACACGAUUCUCACUUCGUCACUCAUUAAUGAGCUGGAAGGAAGCGACUCCAUAUCUUUCAACCCCGCAGCACCCCAAGACGACUCCCCGAGCGAUGGCACGAAUGUACUGUAUUCUGAUAAUGCAUUUGCAACUGCUGGUGUCACUGUUCUUCGAGAGAUGGUCAAAGCUUGGUGGACAGAGGCGUGUAAAGGAAGCAGCAUGGCUGAUAUCAUGGUCCAACAUCUCGUCCGAUGGGUUGAGAAUCCCGACUCCUUCUUGUACGACCGAUCUCUGCACUACUACGUGCAGAUGAUGUCCCGGAAAGCUUUCCAGCAGCUCAUGACUGACUUUCGUCGUGUUGGAUCUCACGUUGUCUUCGCCUCGUCUAAUAGACUGCUCCUCCAAACAACAAAGUCAGAAGUCGGGAAUGCAUACGCUUACAGCCAAUAUAUCUUGAAGUCAAUAAAGGCGAAACCACUCUUCCACUUCUUGGAUUUGGAGAUCAAGGAAUACUGGGACUACCUUGUAUGGUACGACGAGUUCAACUAUGGAGGCAAAGCCACAACAGAAGUCGUUGAAGCAGAAAAUCAAACAUUGGAUUGUAUCAUGCACUGGCAACUCAGCAAAUUUCUCCCAAUUCCGCUCCAGCCAAUCUUCAACGACUGGGUCGUCGAAUUCGUUGAGAAGAUGCACGCUCUCAAGCGUCCUACACUCGGAUCUACGUCUACGCCCCGGGCGACCCAUAUCCCAGUCCGCGAACUCGGCGACGACAAAGAGGACAAGAUCAUCCUCGGCAAAGACUUCGAGAGGCCCCUCAAGCGCCAGAUCGCAGGCCUCAUCCGCCGCCAAAAAGACGAGAUGCUGCAUCCAGAACUCGCAUCCGAUUACAGCUUCCCCGUCCUGCCGGGCUCACAUCUCACCUUCUCGAACCCGGCUCUGCAGCUUGUCAAGUCUCUGAUGCAGGUCCUCAGUCUGGACCGCAAUAUCACCAUGGAAGCUAGACUUCUGCGAAAGGAGUUGCUAGCUCUAUUCGAGAUCAGAGAAUUCAGUACGGAAGCCCGCUUCGAGAAUCCCAGCGAGAGUCUGAAGAUCCAAGGCGUCAUCUGCGAGAACUGCACCAUGAGCCGCGACAUCGAUUUCUGCCGUGACGAGGACGUCAUGCCUCUAGAUCCCACUUCUGGUUCUGGCCCUGCAGGAGAAACCGUAUCGGGAACAGCCUCCACUAGACCAUGGACAUGCACAUUCUGCUCGUCGGAGUUCAACCGUCUACAACUCGAGGAGAGGCUCAUUGCUAGCGUUCAAGCUAUGCUUGGGGAGUGGGCGGGCCAGGAUCUCAAGUGUGUGAAGUGUAAGAGUGUUAGGGUUAAUGAUUUCAUGGAGCAUUGUGCUUGUAGUGGGGCUUGGGGGGAGAGCGUGGAUAGGGAGGCGUUGGUGAGGAGGUUGAGGGUUAUGGGGAAUGUGGCGAGGGUGGGGGGUUUGAGGAUGUUGGGGGUGGUGGUUGAGGAUGUGCUUGGCGGGAUUUAGAUGGUUUAAUAUAGGGGAGAUGAGAAGAGAGUGAUGGAUGUUGGACAUGGCGCUUGGUGGGAGGUGCUGCUUGGGGUUGGAUUUGGAGUCUAGCUGCAUUUGUUUGUUUACUCGCUUGGGUUAUUGUCGGUGUUGGCGUUAGAUGAUAGGCAUGGCGCUGCAUAGUUUGCGUACAUAGGUAGAUAACGAUAUUACAUACGAUGAACA